AUGUUGCCGUACGGAACCGCGCGGGCUGCCGGGAGCUUGCAGGGCGCCGCCAUGUUGUACGGAACGGAGAUAUGCGUGAUGACGCACUUCCGGUGGCGCAGAGAAGAGAAGGAAAAGGAUGAGAAAAGGGAUUUUUCACAUGGCCUCCUGGCACACCUGGAGUGGCUGGAAUUCCGGGCUCGCCGGGAAGCCGCGGAGCAGGAAAAGCGGGAACGCCGGGAAGAGCGCCGGGAAUUCCUCCUCUCCAAAAUCCGGGAAUUGCGGGAACGCCGCCAUCGGCUCCGGGAAAAACUGGGAGAGGCGGGAAAAGCCGGAAUUCCGAGGAUUCCGAAGGAUCCGGAUCCUCCUGAUCCGCGGGAAGUGCUGGAGUGGAAGAUCCGGAAUUGUCGGGAUUUGAUCCGGAUUUUCCGGCUCACCGGAAUCAGCGGGAAUCUCUCCCAUCCCGGAAUUUCCUUCUCCUUCCACACAUCCUUCGAGGGCUCCUUCCUGGAUUCCUUCCAGCUGGAAUUCCAGGAAUUCCGACACUUCCGGAUCCGCCGCCAUUCCAUCCCUCCCUUCAUCCCCCUGGAGCUCCUGGCCCGGCAAUUCCUGCCCCGGAAUCUCCGGGAAUUCCUGGGAAUUCUCUUCCAACACCUCAACGCCUUCGUGGCCCGCAGGCAGCAGCUCAG
This is a messenger RNA of Pseudopodoces humilis (Tibetan ground-tit), 668 nucleotides long. Lineage: Eukaryota; Metazoa; Chordata; Aves; Passeriformes; Paridae. The record is from RefSeq and is a predicted model, not a curated record.